This is a messenger RNA of Naegleria fowleri, 1260 nucleotides long. RefSeq lists its product as uncharacterized. Lineage: Eukaryota; Heterolobosea; Eutetramitea; Acrasida; Naegleriidae. The record is from RefSeq and is a predicted model, not a curated record. Bases 1 to 1260 code for a protein of 419 amino acids. The transcript has a single exon.
AUGUCCAACAACAACAACAACUUGUCGGAAUCAUCAUCUUCAAAGCAAGACACAACGAAGAAGCAGCAAAACGAAUUAGUAUCGAACCGAGUGGAUGAGACACGCGUCGAGUUGCAACUCACUUCACAAACUCCGAAGAGAAAGAGAAAUACCAAACGAAUAGAACAAGCAAAGAAUGUACGAAAAAAGCUUCAACAAGGAGAUGAAGGUGUUGUUGUUGUUGAUUCUGAAAAACUCAAAUCUUCAUUGAGCUCAAAAGAAGAUUCCUUCCCUCCUUCCAUUCCGAAUGAUAGUUCAAUGAUGGUUCCAUCAACAUGCUCUUCAGAAACUAGCACUAUCAUCACUGCAAUGAACAAUAAUCAAGAACAAAAUUCAUCAAGCAGAAUAGAAAAUACAUCUUCUUCAUCAUCGUCCUCAAAGAUUGAUUCCUUGUUAAAAGAAGACUUGUCAACCACUGAAAGAUUACUGACAAUAGAUGUCAUGCACAAAAUUGUGAGAAGAAAAAUUGAAAUUUUGAACAAGCAGCAACAACAGGAAUGUGAAAAUAACAACAACACGACUAGUACAGAUCAAGAUUCUACCACGUUCGUUUUAGGCAUGACUAAAAAUCAAAUUCGACAACGACUUGCCAUUGCAAAACAAAAAGGGUUGGCCCUAUUGCCUGAAGCUCUCAUCGAAAAACUUUGUGACAUUUUCCAGAUUGCUAUUUGUUAUUUAUGGACAGUUGAGGAGAAGCAACAAUUUUUAGUGGAUACAUUUGGAAAUAACUAUUCCACUGCUUUACUAGAUAUUUUGAAACGGUUUUAUAUUCCAUUAGAGAAUGAUCCAAUAUUGACAAAACAGUCCACUUUUGUUUUUCUAGAACCUGAAGAAAUUGAUAAUGCUGAGGAGAGAGAUCGUUUACGGGAAGAACAGCAGCAAGUAAUCUCAGCCAUGAUGGCAUCUAGAAAUACGUCAAAGGACCAAUCAAAGGAAGAAUAUGAUACUUCUCUUCUUGAACUCUUGAAUAAGCAUCAGGAAAAGUAUAAGAGCAGACAGAACCGAUUUUUAACAGGAUUGGCAAAUCCAAAAGAAUUUCUGAAAGAUGCUGAUUUGUUUAGACAGCAACGAAUGAAACGAGAGGAGGCUCAGAGAAAGCAACAACAACAGUUAUUGGAGAGAAAGAAGAUAGCCCAUACAAGUACCAUUAAGGUUGAUCAGCUUCCUGAUAACAGAUUUACAUCAGGCAUUAAGGUCAAAAGUAAAAAGAAGAAAAAGUAA